Molecule: messenger RNA, 774 nt
Organism: Striga hermonthica
Lineage: Eukaryota; Viridiplantae; Streptophyta; Magnoliopsida; Lamiales; Orobanchaceae
Source: the annotation of a GenBank genome assembly
AUGACUUGUAUUGUAGUCGGCCUGGAGUGCCUCUGUAAUCGUUCUAAUGCUAAUGCCUUCUUCCUUAGCACAAAUGUCAAAAAUGUCUUCUUGCACGGUGGCUUAUCUGAGGAGGUUUACAUGACUCCUCCUCCGGAGUCCUUGUCUUCUGGGAAGUGGUUAACGAGAAGGCAGGCACAUCAAUUGCGUGCACAACAAGGGAUUCCCGUUUCAGAAUAUGGAGUUGUGGUUGACAUGGUUAGAGUUCCAGAUUGGGCUAUUGAAGCUGCUGGACAAGAGAUGAGAGUGAUGGGCCAAGAUGCAGCUGCUUAUCAUCCUGGACUUUACUUGACCCCAGCCCAGAGAGAGGCAGUGGAAGCACUAAUUCAAGAACUUCCAAAGUUCAUGAUGAAAGCCGUUCCUACCGAUUGCAGUGAGUGCCCGAUUUGCUUGGAAGAGUUUCAUGUUGGAAAUGAGGUUCGUGGCCUCCCGUGUGCCCACAACUUCCACGUGGAGUGUAUCGACCAGUGGCUCAGGCUGAACGUGAAAUGCCCCAGGUGCCGAUGCUCGGUUUUUCCGAACCUCGAUUUGAGUGCGCUGUCCAAUAUCCAGACGGAGCCCGUGCGGGCCCCGGUCAACGUGGUCACGGCAGCCCGGUACGUGAGGAGCCAGCCCACGAGCCAGAGCUACCUGCUGAGGCUGCAGGGCUUGAUCCGGCCCGUACGGGCUGAGAAUGCGGGGCCAACUGGAGAAGUGGUAGUGGUGGUUGGGGAGUCGGGCCUGCCUCGGGCCUGA